AUGCAAGAAACUCCGGCUGCUCUCAUUGACCAGUUGGUCUAUUUCGACAAUUUCUUGCUCAAUGAAGACACGCCUAACCUUGACUUGGAUGCACAAGUCUCGCUAGACUUGGCUGCGUUUGCCGACGACUCGUUCGUGUUUGCUGAAGAAGAAAAGCCUGAUCCUGGCGAUCUAAGCGACAUUGACCGUGAGGAUGGCAACAUUGACUCGCAUGAAGACCAGCGUGGUCAGCGGCACUUGGAGCAUGCGGAGGCACCGCUGGCCGGUUUUGAACCCCCCAAUGAGCAGGCUGGCGCCAGCAUUCAAGGACGCCCCGGCAGCGGAAACCUUCCUUUUGAAAACCAGGACCCUCUUUCCUCGUCGACUUCGCUCGGUGGGCCGUGGGUCCAGCAACAGAAGUCGAGAGAACUGAGCCCGCCAGGGAACGGGGAGGGCAAGCAAUUGCACUCGCUCCUUGACAGCAAAAUCCAGACGAAAAAGCGCAAUAAAUUGCAACAGCACGCGGGCCACUUGGCCGCGCCAUCAAGCAAUCAUCUUCCGGGGCCGGGGCCAGAUUUCCACCAAGCAAGUGAGAGCAGUCCUCUGCGUGGCGGCCCUCUUGGUCCACAUAACAGCCAUGGGGACCAAGGAGCCUGCAACGCGCAUCUUCUUCCCGCUCAGCACCCAGGCCUUGGUCCGCGCCUGGAUGCCGGAGGUGGUGCUGGAGGGGUUCCGGACCUCACAAACCUACCCAAAUAUCCGGUGCCACCCGGGGCCCAGAGCUCGCUCAAAAACGCAGGUCUUUCGCAGAACCAGAUUGACUUGCUUUCUGCGCUCAUAGCGCAGCACCAGACAUCGUUGAAGACAGAGCCUGGACUUCCGCGGCCCCGGGAAUCCUCGUCGCGGGCGCAGGAAGAGAAUGCGCUAUCGAUGUUGUCCGCGUUUAUUCCAGGAGCACUGAGUCCGGGUCACUCGGCAGUGUUGUCGGAUUUACACGGCAGAGGCGACCCUGGUCUGCUAGAUUCCGGCGUGGCUCCAUCCCUUCAAGGAAGCCCUGCCUCAAUGUACAGCUCCGAGCGGAGUUUCAGCCAUGUGCUGGCCACAGGAAACGCCGCCCCAAAAGACCCUUCCCAAGGAAACCAGUCCGAGGGCAGCGCAGAGCCGCAGGUUGAUAAAAGAAAGCGCAACACGGCAGCCAGCGCCCGGUUCCGGGUGAAGAAGAAAAUGAAAGAAAAGGAGAUGGAGACCAAGAUCCAGCAGUUGGGGGACAUGAUCCAGAAGUUCGAGAUGCGCAUCGGUGACUUGGAGAUUGAGAACCGCGUGCUCAAGAACCUCAUCAUCGAGAAGGGAAACCGCCAGUCGGAUGAGGAAUUGCGCUUGUUGAAGGACAAGGCGAGGUAUGUGGAUCGCACGCAACUGCACGAAGCCAAGGAGCCUGAAUGA
Messenger RNA from Metschnikowia bicuspidata var. bicuspidata NRRL YB-4993, 1422 nucleotides. RefSeq names its product Met4p (gene MET4). Lineage: Eukaryota; Fungi; Ascomycota; Pichiomycetes; Serinales; Metschnikowiaceae. The transcript has a single exon. Gene Ontology annotation, cellular component: Cbf1-Met4-Met28 complex; nucleus. The record is from RefSeq and is a predicted model, not a curated record. Gene Ontology annotation, molecular function: DNA-binding transcription activator activity, RNA polymerase II-specific; RNA polymerase II transcription regulatory region sequence-specific DNA binding. The coding region runs from base 1 to 1422 and encodes 473 amino acids. Gene Ontology annotation, biological process: regulation of transcription by RNA polymerase II.